AUGGAUUUAAUAGUUUUGGAGGGUGAUACAGCUGAAAGUGAGAUUGAAAGUGAGGAUCAUCUCAAGUCGUCUAAAGAAGUCGAUUAUAGUGAAUAUUUCUCAUCGGACAAAAUAUUUUGUAGUGAAAACGAAUUUAAAGAGUGGGCGAAGUCUACUGCUCAAGAACACGGUAUGUUCCUUAUUGUACAAACUAGUCGUAAGCACAAAGUAUAUCUAUCGUGCGAAUGUUACGGGAAACCACGAAUGAAGAAUAAUAUAGAUGUGGCGAGGCCAAAAUUCACUGGCACGAAAAAAUGUCGUUGUCCUUUCAUGUUGGUAGCUCAUGAAUUUACAGAGGGUAAAUGGCGAAUGACAAUAUUGAGUGGAAAACAUAAUCACCCGCCGGCAACAUAUCACCAUGGCCACGGAUUGGUGAGCAGAUUGAGCAAAGAUCAGUGUGCUACUAUUGCCUCAUUAACCAAAAGUCACGUAAAGCCGAAGAAAAUAUUAGACCAUCUACGACGUGAGUAUCCGGGCAUUAAGACGACGUUAAGGCAUAUAUAUAAUGCGAGGAAGAAGAUUAAAGUUGCAGAUAUGGGUGGUAAAACAGUUGUACAGCAACUCAUGUGUUGUAUUCAAGAAAAUGAUUAUGCACAUUGGUAUCGAGCGGAUCCAACUACGAAACAUAUUACUGAUAUUAUGUUUGCACAUUCAGAGUCCAUCAGGCUUCUUAGACUAUUUCCAUAUGUAUUGCUAAUUGACUCUACAUAUAAGACAAAUAAGUACAAAAUGCCUUUAGUGGAAAUCAUUGGAGUGACUCCUGUGGGCAAGAAUUUCAAUGUUGCAAUAGCAUUUAUAAGAAACGAAUCAGAGGAACACUACAGUUGGGUAUUGCAGAAUUUGGCGAAUUUGUUUAACAAUGAUACAUCACCUCAUGCUAUUGUGACUGAUAGAGAAUUGGGCCUUAUGAAGGCUAUACAAUAUGUUUUCCCACAUUCUUACCAUCUGCUAUGUACUUUUCAUAUAAAUAAAAAUGUGUUGAUGCAUGCAACAAAGUUUAUGAGCAACAAUAAGAAAUUGGGCAUUGCAUUCAGCCAAGGAAAGUGGAAAAAAUUGGUCAAUUCUUUAUCGAUGCAGGAGUAUGACGAGAACCAUAAAGAGAUAUCUGAGGAAUACAAGGAUAAUGUUUCGCUAUUGACAUACCUUAAUGAGACUUGGCUCAUAUAUAAAGAGAGAUUCGUGCGUGCCUGGACCGAUCAAGUUAUGCACUUCGGCAACACAACAACUAACAGAGUGGAGGGUGCUCAUUGGUCAAUAAAACAAUUGCUGGGGUCAUCGACGGGUGGUUUUGACACUUUGUGGAAGCAAUUCCACUCUCAUAUAGAGUGCCAAAUUAAUGAGAUAUUAUCGGAAUUUUCCAAAUCGGCGAAGAUCAGAAAGCACGUUGUUUUAUACCCCUAUUUGGGAUAUUUGGCAAGUGUUGUCACUCAUUAUGCGCUGAGCAAGAUGACAAAUGAGCGUGAGCUUGCAAAUUCCAGUGGCGUGCGUGAGGAUCCAGAACGAUGUAGUUGUUAUUUGAGAAAAACUCAUGAUCUCCCAUGUGCACAUGAGAUCGUGCAGAAAGAGCGUGACGGUGACGUAUUUUAUAGGAAUCAUGUCCAUAUAUUUUGGAGAACAAUGCGUAUUGAUGAUGUGCCAUACAUUGAUUUUCAGCCCGAUCAUGAGGGAGAAGUUAAACGUAGACUUUCUAGUUUAUUUGAGGAGUUGCUAACACGCCCCAUUAUUGAGCAGCGUGCCAUUGCAGAUAGUAUAUAUACGCAGUUAUUUCCGAUGGAGAGUCAUUUGGAGGAGCCAUCAGCAGAACAACCUAGAGGUCGGCCAAAGAAUAAUUCUACUGCUAGGUAUUCGUCGGCAUGGGAGUUCAGAAUUGGUAAAGGAAAAUUGGUCGAUUUACCAAGUAAGGCUCGAGGUAGAGGUAGAGGUAGAGGUAGAGGUAGAGGUCGAGGUCGAGGUCGAGGUUGUAGUACGUCACCAUCCACAUUAUCAGGAGAAGGUCGUAGUACGUCACCAUCCACAUUACUAGGUCGAGGUCGAGGUCGAGGUCGAGGUCGAGGUCAUGAGUCGUGUCCUUUAAAGAAACAAAGGCCAGAUAUAUUUAAAUCUAUACCACCAUGUAUGAGGUCUGAGAUAGUUUCAUGGGUAGAUGUCAGAGGUGACGGUAAUUGUGGAUUUAGAUGUGUAGCUCAAGCUGUCAUGAACGAUCAAGAGCGUUGGAUGGAUGUCAGGAGAGACUUGCACGAUGAGCUUUCCAAUAGAUUUGAUAUAUACAAAGAAAUAUUUGGGGAGGAGUACACAAAAAGUAUAAUGGAGUCAUGUUGCCACUUUUCAAACACUCCAGCACCACCUGAGCGGUGGAUGUCAUUAUUCGCCUUGGGAUUAGUGAUAGCUACACGUUAUAAUGCGAUGGUGUUGGAGCUGCAGUACACUUUAUUUUGUUACAUACAACCGUUCAAUUUCCCCUUCCAUGUUACGCUGCACUUGGGAAUCGUCACAGAAACGAGGAUGUGA
This is a messenger RNA of Erythranthe guttata (spotted monkey flower), 2547 nucleotides long. NCBI's taxonomy places the organism in Eukaryota, Viridiplantae, Streptophyta, Magnoliopsida, Lamiales, Phrymaceae. The record is from RefSeq and is a predicted model, not a curated record.